This is a messenger RNA of Aspergillus heteromorphus CBS 117.55, 618 nucleotides long. RefSeq lists its product as uncharacterized. Lineage: Eukaryota; Fungi; Ascomycota; Eurotiomycetes; Eurotiales; Aspergillaceae. The transcript has a single exon. The coding region runs from base 197 to 388 and encodes 63 amino acids. The record is from RefSeq and is a predicted model, not a curated record.
CGUAGAGGAUGGGGAGGUGAAGAGACUGUUUAAAUAGGCCGACUUUCUGGGGACGGAGGGAACUGAAGACCUGGGUGAAAGACACAAAGGGCGGGGGAUGUCGAAGAGGAGGAGGAAGAUGGAAGAUGAAAGAGAAGAUGGAUUGAAGCUCUGAGGCUGACGAGGGUCCGGCGCUCUCCGCCGUCAUUCGCUGCUCAUGACCCACUGGGGGCGGUUGCGGCCUGGCGGGAGCGCUUGGCUGCCUGGUUGGUGCCUGGGGCCCGGGCCUCUCCUCCGGUGGUUGUCGAACUGUCAGCAAAAAAAAAAAGAAAAGAAAAGAAAAGAGAAAAGGAAAAGGAUAAGAAAAGAAAAAAAGAGGACAAAGGCUGAAAGGAGACUGAAAGGAUGAGUCGACGGUGAAAAGAUGACUAUUGAACAGUGAAAGAAAACCAAAAACAAAAAGGGGAUAAGCCGGACGUCACCCUUUUCUCGAGUAUUUAAGUACAGAGUACCACCUACAAAGUAAGUAGUAUAGAUCAGUCAGUAUGACUGCUUUCAAGGGAAAGUAGUAGAACUCCAUAUCUACUUCUACUUUGUACCGGUACUGCAAUGGAGGAUGAUUCCCACUGGAAUCGCACC